Penicillium argentinense is the source of this 1245-nucleotide messenger RNA. RefSeq names its product fatty acyl-CoA reductase. Gene Ontology annotation, biological process: long-chain fatty-acyl-CoA metabolic process. The record is from RefSeq and is a predicted model, not a curated record. Gene Ontology annotation, cellular component: peroxisome. Bases 1 to 1245 code for a protein of 414 amino acids. NCBI's taxonomy places the organism in Eukaryota, Fungi, Ascomycota, Eurotiomycetes, Eurotiales, Aspergillaceae. The transcript has a single exon. Gene Ontology annotation, molecular function: alcohol-forming very long-chain fatty acyl-CoA reductase (NADP+) activity.
AUGUCGUCGCUGCCCGGUUCGACGUCAUCUCAAGCCGACCAUGUCGUCCGAGAGGGAUAUACCAAGGCCUUUGAGGGUCACAUUGUUUUCCUCACUGGAAGCACUGGGUCUCUCGGGGGAUGUCUUCUCUAUAAACUCGCUGUUCAGUUGCCCACACGCAAGAUUUACGCCCUCAUUCGGGGCGAGCCGGCACAAGCAAUCGAAAAAUGGAAGAAAGCCAUGCCUGACCAUGUUGCCGCUGUCCUGGCCUCGCAGAAAGUGCAAUUUAUCCAUGGCGAUAUCAGAUUGGCGGAUUUUGGGAUGGAGGCCGCGGUGCUCGAGGAACUGCGCAGCCAGGUCACUCUCGUCAUCCACACGGCGGCGAAGAUCAGCCUCGAGGCGAGCCUGUAUGACGCCUUUGAGAGCAACUGCUUGCCGGCGCUGGAGAUGGCCCGCAUCGCAUCGCGUUUCCGACGGCUGAAACUGCUGAUCCAGCUGUCGACGGCCUACGUGAACAGUUUCCUGCCGGACGGGCCGGUGCUUGAACGCCCGUAUGCGGUGUCGGAGGACGACCCGGAGGAGGAGCUGGCGUCGAUCCUGGCCCGUAAUGAGUCGCCCCAUGCCUCUCGCUUUUCGUCCAGCUACGCGCAGGCCAAGUACCUGAUGGAGCGCCUGCUCCCCCGCCGCUUCCCUUUGCUGCCCGUGUUGCUUGUGCGCCCCACGAUCUUUGGACAGGCCCUGCGGCAUCCGUUUCCAUUGUACGGACUGGAAAACUCGACGCCGCUGAAUAAGUUCUUCCAUUAUUUCCUGGCGGACCGGGGUGCGACCCAGGUGUGGCAUGCGGCCAAGGGCUUCACGACCGGGGCCAACAUCAUCGACGAGAUCCCCGUGGACUUUGUGGCCAACGCCUGUCUGCUGCACGCGGCGGCGCGGACAACGGGCAUCGUGCAGAUCGGCGCGCAGCUCUAUGAGCCCUUCACCUUCGACGAGUUCCUGGAGAUGGCCGCGACCCAUGCGCCGCCCUCGAUCCGGCGCGACCUGCCUCGCGUCGUCUUCACGGACGAUCACACCGCGCCGCAGUGUUUUCUGGCGGAAUUGGUGCGGGUGGCCUCGCGCCACUGGCUGUUUGAUUGCGGACGGUCCUACUGGUUGCGGCAGGUUGGGGGGCCGCUGAGCCUGCAGCAAUGCAAGUCGCAGGUCGACGAGGUAAACCGGCGGCGGGUCCAGCAGAUCUACCGCCGGCUGGAAGAUCAGGCACGCCUGUGA